Messenger RNA from Eupeodes corollae, 1488 nucleotides. RefSeq lists its product as uncharacterized. The record is from RefSeq and is a predicted model, not a curated record. NCBI's taxonomy places the organism in Eukaryota, Metazoa, Arthropoda, Insecta, Diptera, Syrphidae. The transcript is spliced from 3 exons. The coding region runs from base 1 to 1488 and encodes 495 amino acids.
AUGGGAAUUAUUCCCCAAUUCAGGGGCUGGCUAUGCCAGGAGGAAAAAGAAUCUGCAGCGUCAACAUCAGCUGUUCGGGCAUUUUGCAAAGUGUGCAAAAUUGCUCAAGUCGCCAAAAAAUCCGAGCUACAAAAAUACGCCAAGACUCAAAAGCAAAUUCGAAAUGCCAGCCUCCUGUUAACUAUCAAGCAGCCUAAAAUGUCCUCUUUCUUAAGUAAGCGGAGUGAUGUUCAAGUAAAAGAGGCUGAAAUAAAACUUUGUGUAUUUGCUGCUGAGCACAAUAUUCCUUUCAUUGCUUUUGACCAUCUGACUGCACUUCUCAAGAAAAUAUUUACUGACUCGGAAACAGCAAAGAACAUGACCUUAUGUAGCACCAAGGCAACGUGUAUAAUAAGAAAUGUAACUGGAGAGUUUGGUUUGCGUAAAUUAAUUUCAAUUUUAAAAAAUCAAGUCUUUAGUAUUAUUAUUGAUGAGUCAACAACUAUCGAUUCUAAAAAAAACCUUGUUGUUAUUUGUAGAUAUGUUGUUGAUUUACAAAUAAGUGAAAGUUUUUUGGCUUUAAUAGAAGUUCCUGAGGCGAACGCCAGAACACUGUUCGAGAAAAUUAUAGACAUCAUCCCAGACUUGUUUGUGAUGAGAUGCGUUUGCCAUUCUUUUCAUAUUGUGGCCAUACCUGACGAAGUUGAAAUCUGCUGUCGGGAAAUAUACGCCCAUUUCAAUUGUAGUGCAAAACGUCAAAACAUUUUAAAAGAAUUUCAAGAAUUUUGUAAUGUUAAACCACACAAAAUGCUUCAUCCUUCACAAACAAGAUGGUUGUCUCUUCAUGCAGUCAUUAAAAGACUGAUUGAACAAUAUAAUGUAUUGCUUUUGUACUUUGCUGGAACAUAUUUAGAGGACACACUUAAUAAAAAACAGUGUGAAAAGAUUUAUCGAAUAUUGGAAAAACCAUCCACUAUACUAUAUCUAGAUUUUUUGAACUUUUUUUUGCCUUUAUUUAUAAAAUUGAAUAUGGAAAUGCAAUCUGAAGAUAUAAAAAUUCAUAUUUUAUACGAACGGAUAGAACUAACACUGAAAACAAUAGCCGAUUGCGACAGCAUGCUAACGAAAACGGACAAGGAUCGCCGCUCAGACGUAGUUUACAAAAUAAACUGCAAAGGAAAACCGGACGAACCAUGCAAUCUCUGCUACAUUGGCACAACUAAACAACUCCUUCGACAAAGAAUGGCUAACCAUAAAUCAGACAUUCGCCUAAAAAACCCGGAAAAGACAGCACUAGCAUGCCACACCAUCGAAACAGGACAUCAACCAGACUUUGAAGGAGUCCAAAUUCUUGCAACGGAGAAACAUACAUCCAAACGCUAUACAUUAGAAACACUUCACAUAAUAAAUAGCAAAAAUAAUAUGAACCGCAAACAAGACACUCAAAACAUAUCCGCCGUUUACUGCUCCUUAGUUUCAGACACAAACAAUUCAACAGUUUACAUUUAA